AUGUGUUCUACUUUGGUUGUGUUUGGUCGGCUUCACUUCUCCUCCCUCAAGACUCAGCUCCUUCAGCUAGUGCUUGGUGGCUGCUACCAAGGAAGUCGUUGGGCUUUGCCUCCUGUUGGGUUUCUUGUUUAUUUACCGGCUUUGGGUUGUGUGCUUGCUGGGCUGGUUGGGUUUGUCGGCCUCUGUGUCUCCGUUUUGUAUAAUUUGUUCUUUAACUCUGCUCUUGUGCUUAGAGGUGACAUCCUGAGCUUGGUUUACAAGAAAAUAGCACAUUCUAAGUUCAGAAGCUCGAUAAUAUGGAACACAUCUGCCUAUAAAAAGAGGGUCUCUGUUGCUGUGGAACAUACAACUACUAAGAUCAUCACCAUGGCCAGUUUUGCUUCUCUAUGCUCUCUGCUUUUGAUAGUUUCUUAUGUUUCCUACUUCUGUACUGUUUCGGAGGCACAGCCCUCAGUUCCUGUAGUUAAAGGGCUCUCAUGGUCCUUCUAUGAAACUAGCUGUCCUAAGCUCGACUCCAUUGUCAGGAAGCAGCUUAAGAAGGUCUUCAAGGAAGACAUUGGUCAGGCUGCUGGCUUGCUUCGUCUGCAUUUCCAUGACUGCUUUGUUCAGGGAUGUGAUGGGUCAGUUUUGCUGGAUGGAUCAGCCAGUGGUCCAAGUGAGCAACAGGCACCUCCAAAUCUGAGUUUGAGAGCCAAAGCCUUCGAAAUCAUCAAUGACCUCCGUGAGAGAGUUCACAGCAAAUGUGGGAGGGUUGUUUCUUGUGCUGAUAUAACUGCUCUUGCUGCUAGGGAUGCUGUUUUCCUGUCGGGUGGCCCGGACUAUGAAGUACCACUUGGAAGAAAGGAUGGACUAAACUUCGCAACAAGGAAUGAAACUCUUGCUAACCUCCCCCCACCAACAAGCAACACCACAAAACUCUUGACAGAUCUUGCCAAGAAGAACUUGGAUGCCACUGAUGUCGUUGCUCUCUCUGGUGGCCACACCAUCGGCCUUGGCCACUGUACCUCCUUCACUGGCAGGUUAUAUCCUCAAGAUCCUACUAUGGACAAAACUUUUGCCAAUGACCUUAAGGAAGUAUGUCCAACAGCAACCACCAAUGCCACAACCGUGCUUGAUAUCCGCUCGCCUGAUACAUUCGACAACAAGUACUAUGUUGAUCUCAUGAACCGCCAAGGUCUAUUCACAUCGGACCAAGACUUGUACACGGAUAAAAGAACACGCGACAUUGUCAAAAGCUUUGCUGUAAAUCAGACAUUGUUCUUUGAGAAGUUUGUUCAUUCAAUGAUCAAGAUGGGGCAAUUGAGCGUGCUAACUGGUUCUAAAGGCGAAAUUCGUGCUGAUUGCUCGGUGAGGAACUCAGACAAUGCUAAUUACUUGCGCUCCGUUGUGGAAGAGGAUGAGGAGAGCUUGUCUGAGUUGUAAGGACUGAAUUUGAAAUUCGUCCAACAUGUUG
Argentina anserina (silverweed cinquefoil) is the source of this 1453-nucleotide messenger RNA. RefSeq names its product peroxidase 12. The coding region runs from base 1 to 1422 and encodes 473 amino acids. Lineage: Eukaryota; Viridiplantae; Streptophyta; Magnoliopsida; Rosales; Rosaceae. Gene Ontology annotation, biological process: response to oxidative stress; hydrogen peroxide catabolic process. Gene Ontology annotation, molecular function: peroxidase activity; heme binding. The record is from RefSeq and is a predicted model, not a curated record. The transcript has 4 exons.